UUGUACUCUUGUAAAUAAUCCCACGUGUUUCGUAUUCGUGCUUUAACUCAUUCAAAGAACUACUCAAUUAUUUACCUAUCAACAUGGGAAGCGCAUCCGAUGUGGAGAUUCGGCUUGUCCCGGAAAUAAAGCGAAGGCGAGUGUUUGCCUCCAAAAGGUUUUCCCCUGGCGACGUGGUGUUCUGCGAGUCGCCUUUGGUAAGCAGCCAGUUCGUGUGGAAUCGGACCUGCAAGUAUGAUUCUUGCGACUUCUGUUUGCGACCUUUGGAAACAGCCGAGGAAAAUGCCCGACGGCUCACUGCGAACCAGGCGUUAGUCCUUCCGUUCAUGCAGUGUUGUACAACAAGGAAAGAGGAACACAGAUCCUGCGCAUCCUGCCAGGUGAGAUACUGCAGUGAAGCUUGCCAAUUAGAAGCAUUAGCUCGGUACCAUCGGGUGAUAUGUGCGAUAUCGUGCAGUCAACGGGAACUUUCGGAGCAGCUGCUCGAUACUUGGAAGAAGUUGCACUACCCUCCAGAAACUACAAGCGUUACACUUGUUCUUCGCAUUUUCGCAACAGUAGUUCAAGCAAGUGAUAAAGAAGCUGUAGUUACCCGAUUCAUGGACUUCAGUGGUGGUAUGUCAGCUGCUGAGGAAGAUUUAUUGCUUGAGAAGCUCUUUGGGAAACAAAGCCUCGAAGCAGUUGAAUCAUUGAGACAAAUCAUUGCAAGCAUAUUUGCUGCCGAAACAUCAGUUACUCAUUGGACAACGCCAGCGGGAUUUAGAUCGUUAUUAGCAAUGGUAGCGCGGAUGGGACAAGCAAUUGGCACAAGUGCCUUAAGUGUGUGGGUGAGGAACUGUGAUGAGCUGAACCUCCCAGAACCAGAUGCCACAAAUCUCAAUGCUGCCACUGAUAAGCUGUAUGAUGACAUUAACAAAGAAUCUGGCACAUUCUUGAAUAAUGAAGGAUCUGGCCUUUAUUCACUGCAGAGUUUAUGUUCACACAGCUGCAGUCCAAAUGCAGAGUCAGCCUUCCCGCAUAAUAACCACAUAUUAGCAAUGACUGCGGUUAAAGAGAUUGCAUCGGGAGAGGAAAUCACGGUAUCGUACCUCGAUGAGUGCAGUCUCAACCGCAGCAGGCACACCCGAAGAAAACUCUUAAUGGAAAACUUUUUUCUCAGCUGUGAAUGUCAAAGGUGCAGAGAAGAGGUCGAUCAGCCCGACGUUACGAGUGAUGAGGAGAUGGAGGAUGACAGUUCUGAGGAUGAAUGUUAGACUUGCGGAAUUUCAGUCAUUAUAUUUUUGUCCCCCCAUCAUGGUAUCUUUCAAUACACUCGCAAGAAAUUUCCAAAAAAUGUAUAUUAGGUUACAGCGUUAUUACGACAAACACAGCGCCCAAUACUCUCAAUGCCCACUUGCAUACAUUGAUUAAAGAACAGUGGGAACUAAAAAAAAUGACCACCUGAUUGAGUAACUACCCCAACAACACCGAAUAUCCUCUGGAUGUACGAAUAAUGUCCUAACGAAUUCGUACGUCCGAUGGAUAUCCCUCAGAUGUCCUUCGGACAUUAUUCGAACAUCCAGAGGAUAUUCAGUAUUGUUGGGGAUAGGAGUUUGUCUGGCACCAGAGCUCUGGUUUCUCGUAAAGAAUGGUGUGUGAAUGCUACUUAAAAGUAAAUGAGAACCACUACAGUAAUGGCUAAGGCCCCGUGUUUUCCGUGAUUCCGCGAAAUAUCGCGGAAUUUUACGGAAUCCCUUAUUUUUAGGGGUGUGCGGAUAUUCGGGUUCUCGAAUUCGAAUCAAAUAUCAAUCACUCGAAGCAUUUCAUUCGCGAAUCGAAUAGGCAAUAUUCGGAUUUCCGAAUAUCCGACUAUUCGUAGAAUAAAAAUGACACCUCCCUAAAGUGGGCUUCACCUAAUGCUUCCCUGCGUGAGGUGAUGCCUGCUUUACGAAAUUGCCUGUGCUGCAGGACCAACAGAGACAGAUUGUACUUUAGCUUAAGAUAACUUUAGCCCCAGUUUAUUGCGCAUACUCCGCCUCAGGAAGGGGCGGCGUCCCUCCUGUGUUUAGUAGUGGCACAGGGGAUCUUGAUUUGAUGUUUGGGAGUUUGCCUUAAAAGACUUAAAUAGUGCCUACAGCCCAGAAACAAAAAGGGUGUCCUAGAGAUGUAUCUUCCACAGGGCAUGUAUUGUAAGCUUCUUCCUAUAAUCUUCCUAUAGACUCUGUAGAUGCCGUAAGAUCGUUCAGCAGGUAUAAAAUGAUUGCAGGCGACAGACGGUAUUCUUUGUCAGAGGAGAGCACAAGAUACCAUGUAUGUAAUGCUGAGCCACAAUGGUGCUUUGAAUCUGUAAUUUUAUAAAAUGUUUUUUGUUCCCACAUUACCCAAGAAAAAAUAAAGCGUUUCCCAUUUCAA
Messenger RNA from Ornithodoros turicata, 2391 nucleotides. RefSeq names its product histone-lysine N-trimethyltransferase SMYD5-like (gene Smyd5). The coding region runs from base 84 to 1253 and encodes 389 amino acids. The record is from RefSeq and is a predicted model, not a curated record. Lineage: Eukaryota; Metazoa; Arthropoda; Arachnida; Ixodida; Argasidae. Gene Ontology annotation, biological process: negative regulation of gene expression, epigenetic. Gene Ontology annotation, molecular function: histone H4K20 methyltransferase activity; protein binding. The transcript has 10 exons.